Molecule: messenger RNA, 6542 nt
Organism: Austrofundulus limnaeus
Lineage: Eukaryota; Metazoa; Chordata; Actinopteri; Cyprinodontiformes; Rivulidae
Gene: zfc3h1
Product: zinc finger C3H1-type containing
Biological process (GO): RNA processing
Cellular component (GO): nucleus; exosome (RNase complex)
Molecular function (GO): protein binding
Source: RefSeq, a predicted model, not a curated record
UAACAGAGAACAGAGACUGGAAGAACCAGGCGAGAACCCAACCGUUCCACAGCCAGCAGGGAACCGGUACCGGUUCCUGUGGCCGCCCCGACAUGGAUCCGAACACAGCCCGUCGGUCCCCGGUAGAAGACGGGGAGCUGGAAGACGGAGAAAUCUGCGACGAUGAGGUCGAGGAGAGCGUUCCCGUCCGGCUGGGGGAUGGGAGGAGGCCCCGCGGCAGAGUCCGAGUCCGGCGGAGAAAUCCGCACCAACAUCCGCACAACCUGCGGCCGCUGCUGGGCCUCCGCCCGCCGGACUUUCGCCUCCUGAUGCCCUACAACCCCGGCCCUCACCUCCACGGCCCGUUCCCCCCGAACCUCAGGCAGCAGUGCGAGCCGAACCUCUCCGACCGGCCUCCCGCUCCGCCGGCUCCGCUCGGGAUGCCCAUGCCCCCGGCUCCGGUGCUACACGGUGAGCCGAACCCGCGGUCCAAUUUCUGGGAGCGGAGCCACGGAGCCCUGGGACGGUUCAGGCACCGGGUUCCGAACGGUGGACGCGGGUCCUGGUCCCGAGGUGCCCUGGGGGGUAACAACAAUAAUCUCCCGGGUCGGUUCGGACCGCCUGGACCUGGACCCGGACCCGGACCCGGGGACAUGCACUGCUCCCCAGCGAAGAAAAAGAAGCAGCCGGGGAGGAUCUGGGUCAGGAAACCUCCUCCCAGACCCGAGACCAGCGUGGACGAGAGCUUCGAGGACCUGCUGUUCAAGUACCAGCAGAUCCAGCUGGAGCUGGAGUGCAUCCGCAAGGCCGAGACCAUGGCGCUGGAGCCGGCGGCGUCCCCCGUCGCCGAGGACCCCGCCGCCGCCGCCGCUGCCCCGGCAGAAACCAGACUGGCACCAGAACUGGAUCUGGUGGGCGAGGAGCAGCUGGAGAAGGAUAAGAAAGUAUUUCAGGCCUUCAACAUCAAACCGCUGCGUCAGAAGCUGCCCACCCCGGCUGAGCUGGACGAGCUGCACAGGAAGUGGACGGGACAGGACGCGGGAGGCGGGGCCGACGGUGCAGAACCAGGAAGUUCGGAGGCUGCCCUGCCCGAAGGAGACGCCGCCGUGGAGGAGACGCCGCCACCGCCGGCGUCCUGCAGCGACGAAACCAGCCGAGACGAGAAGCUGAACGUCGAGCCCUGCGUCAGCGAAUCGUCCGCCUCCAGCGAGGAGUCGACCGUCUCACCUGACAAGCCUGUGGAGAAGAUGGAGGAGGAGGAGCUGUCUGAGCUGCAGCUCCGCCUCCUGGCGCUGCAGUCAGCCAGUAAGAAGUGGCAGCAGAAGGAGCAGCAGGUGAUGAAGAGGAGCAAAGACCGGAUCGUUAAAACCUUGCAGGACAGAACCUCCGGUUCUGGAGCUGCUCCCAUCGACAGGCAGAGGGUCACCACCAGGUCCGCCUCCUCCGCUGCCGCCGCCGCCGCCGCCGCUGCUGUUGCUGCUGCGGACCGGAGCAGGACCAGGUCCAAACCUGCAGACCGGGACCGGAACAGAAUAACUGAGAGGGAAAAACCCAAACAGAGUCCUAAACCUGGUCCCAGAGUCCUGCCUGACCGGGCCCGAACACCAGCGAAGCUUCGCAGCUCCAAAAACCUGACCAGUGCAGGCUCGGCGGCGAAGCAGGCAUUCAGGAAGCAGCGGCUGCGCACCUGGAAGGUGCAGCAGCUCAGGAAGCAGGAGGAGGACGAGCGCCGCAAACGCGAGGACGAGAUCCGCCGCAUCCGCGACCUGUCCAAUCAGGACGAGCAGUACAACCGCUUCAUGAAGCUGGUGGGCGGGAGGAGGACGCGCAGCAGGUCCAGGGACCAGGACCACAGGAAGUCUGCGGGCAAACCGGGUCUGGACGCCUCGGGGAACCUCUACCAGUACGACAACUACGAUGAGGUCGCCAUGGAUACGGACAGCGAGACCGGCUCGCCAGCACCAUCACCGAGGCAGAACCAGUCAACAGAUGAGAUGGGAUGUUUCCCCCUGCUGGGCCCGUACGGAGUGGAUUUCUCGCAGCCCUUCCUCCCCCCCACCGUGGUGUCCGGUGGUCCCCCCCCGCCCCCUCCUCUUCCUCCUCCACCAGAUGAGCUGGAGCCCCCCCCGAAGCCCCCGUUUGCUGAUGAAGAGGAGGAGGAGGAGAUGCUGCUCAGGGAGACGUGUCUCAUGUCGAUGGCCAACAAGAGGGUGGCGGCCUCUGAGAAGAGCUCCAGUGGUCCCCCGUCUCCAACAUGUCCCCCUCCUGCAGAAGUCCAGCCCCCGCCCAGAGGCAACCUGAGCACGGUCAGCCUGAACAUGGUCCCUCAGAGCCGGAGCAGCAGGUUCAGCAGAACCCAUCAGGCUGCCCGAGGUCCACUGGUGCUGCCUCGGCACAAGGCGGUGGUUGUUUCUCUCAGAGACUCAGACGACAGCGACUCGGACCUGGACGCCUGCAGCUCGUCUCAGACGGUCUUCGGGGGUCUGGAGUUCAUGAUCAAAGAGGCCCGGCGGACGGUGGAGGCAGCGAAGCCGAAAGUGGCGUCCGUUUCCGAGAAGGAGAACAACCCGGUCAGAACUCCAGAAGCUCUUCCUGAGUCCAAGAAGGCCGAGUACCGCCUGCUGAAGGAGGAGAUCUCCAGCAGGGAGAAGCAGAGGAUGCUGAAGGACCACAGCUCUGCAGCCGCACCAGAACCGCUUCUGGAUCCGUCCUCUAAACAGGCUGCAGAGCUCAGGCUGAGUGAGGCGGACCACAGACUCUGCAAGCACAGAGAGCUGCUGCAGAAGGACGAGACCCUCCUCAGACACCUGCUGCAGCAGGAGCUGAAGAAGGCGGAGUCUCUGAAGGCCACUGAAGCCAAGGUGGCCAAACUGAGAGAGCAGCUGCUGGCGUCUGAGAAGAUCCUGACGGCCAACAGGACGCUGCUGAGGAAGCUGCAGGAGCAGGUGCAGCGUGUCGAGCAGCGGGUGUCCCAGAAGAAGACUCUGGAGGUCCGGCUGGAGCAGGAACUGAACCAGGCUCAGCUGGCAGCCGGCAGGGGAAACAAACGGCUGAGGGAUUCGAGUCAGACCGCGCCCGGGAAGCUGCAGAGUGUGGUCGCGGCGCCUCGUGGCUCGGAGCGCCACUUCUCCGAGCUGAUCGCUGAGAAACGGCGGCUGCAGCAGCUGGAGUCCGAGUACGCCCUGAAGAUCCAGAAACUGAAGGAGGCCCAGGCCCGGUGCAACAAGGGCGUCCCUGCAGAACCCCCUGCCGAGCCCGCAGUACCGACCCCCAACCCGCCGCCGGACCCUAAGACCCCGCAGCUGCCCUCGGCCACGCCCUUCCACCUGCCCCAGCCCUCCCUGCACGACCUGUCCCAGGACAAGCUGGUUCUGGACAGCGAGGACGUCCCUGAAGCAGACGAUCCGGAACCAGAACCUUCGGCCGCUGCUGCAGCUCGAGGCGGCCGCCGUAACUCCCUCCGCCUGUCCAGCAGCUCCUUCACCAAACCCCACCUGGACACGCCCAGCUCCGCCCCCUCUAAAGACGACACCAAAGCAGCCAAGGCUGCGGGUGGCGAGGCGCUUCCUGUGGAGGUGUUUGCAGGGCUGGACGUGGAGGCUCUGAAGAGGAGGUACCAGCUGCAGGCCCGGCUGGGACAGCUGCUGCACACAGAGCUGCUCACACUGGGGGAGGACAUGAAGACCCCGCCCACUACGCAGGUGGUCCCGCUGGAGGUGGAGUCAACGAGCCAGCCGGUGGUCUCCGAGCUGAAACCGGUCCCCUUUGAGGUGUACCACAGUCCUCUGAGGGUCUUCAAGUCCUACAGGUUCAGUCCGUACUACAGAACCAAGGAGAGGAUGUCCCUCAGCUCCGUGACCUUCAGCAACGCCAUCGAGCCCAACAAGUGCUUCUGCCGCUUCGACCUGACGGGAACCUGCAACGACGACGGCUGCAGGUGGCAGCACAUGAGGAACUGCACUCUGAGCGGGAACCAGCUCUUCCAGGACAUCCUGUCCUACAACCUGCUUCUGAUUGGCUGCUCCGAGGCCAGGUCGGACCAGGAGGUGGGCACCGCCACAGAGGACACGUCCAGCAGCGGCUCGGUCCCCAUGGACGUGGUCACGUCAGAGGACAGGCGCUACUUCACCAGUGAGACGGACGACAUCUCCAACCUGGAGGCGAGCGUUCUGGAGAGUCCUGGAGACACGCAGCUGUGGAUCAAACUGGCCUUCAAGUACCUGAACCAAACUGGGAUCUCUGCGGCGGAGAGUCUGGAGGCGGCUCUGAACACGCUCUCUCGCUCUCUGGAGAGUAACUGUGACGACCCCGAGGUGUGGACCCACUACCUGUCGCUGUUCUCCCGCCGCGGCAGCAGGGAGGAGGUGCAGGAGAUGUGUGAGAUGGCCGUGGAGCAUGCUGCUGACCACCGUGUGUGGUGGAGCUACCUGAACCUGGAGAGCUCGUUCGAGGGGAAGGACUACGUGAGCGAGCGGCUGCUGCACUUCCUGCAGGCCGAGGCGGCGGCGGGUGUGACGGACAAGCUGUCCUUCCAGCUGAUGGAGGCGCUGCUCUACAGAGUCCAGCUCAGUCUGUUCACGGGCCGCAUGGAGACGGCGUUGGCCAUCUUACAGACGGCCUUAAAGUCGACUCAGGACCACAGCGUGGCGGACCACCUGACAGCCAGCGACCGGGCGCUGCUCUGGCUCUCCUACAUCCAUCUGACCGAGUUCGACCGCCUGCCGUCCAGCCUGUACGACCCGGCUGAGUCCGGCCCGGCCCGGCUGGUCAGCAGAGAGCCCUUCAUGCUGCCGUGGAGGACGGCGCAGGACAUCAGCACGCCACCCGACAUCCUGAUUGCUCUGUUCAAAGAUGCUGUCAGUCAGUGCAGCGAGGAGUUCGGCUCCGACGGAGAGAAGACGCUGGCCUGCAUGCCGCUGCACACCAACCUGCUGUUCCUCUACAGGCUGCUGCAGAGGUACGAUGAAGGUGUGGCUCUGUGCGAGGCCUUGCUGCAGUUCUGUCCUGACUCGUGCACCCUGCGUGACUCUCUGGCUGAGCUGCACAUCAGCAGAGGGAACUCUGAGCAGGCGGUCAACAUGUGGCUGCACGCUCUGGCUGAGUGUCCCCACAACGCUCAGGUGUUCUACCACUGCUGCAGGUUCCUCAUGGCACAGGACAAGUCGAGCGCCAUCCCUCCACUGUUCCGAGGGUUCAUCCUGUCUCUCUGUGAGGACGAGCGGAGUCAGAAGACACCUGUGGAUGUCCUUUGUCACAUCCUGGGUUUCCCCAGCAAGGAGCUGCUGGGCAGUCCUGUCAUCAGGAAGGAGCUGGAGGAGCAGCUUCGUCAGCAGAUGUCCUUCCUUCACCUGCUGCACUGCCGCUGGGUGUGGCUGCACGGCACCGUGGAGGAGGCGGUGGAGGCGUUUGAGCGAGCGCUGGGCUCCGUGCUGCAGCUGGAGGAGCUUCGCACGCUGUGGAUGGACUACCUGCUGUUCAGCUGCAGCCCGCAGGCCGGCACCGCCUCGCAGAGACUGUUCCCGGACCUGGUGCAGCGCUGCCUGAGCACGGUGCCGACCCGACUGGAGCUGCCCUUCAACCCGGCAGAGUUCUGGAGCUGCUACGACUUCCACAACAAGGUGGUCUCUCUCUACCUGAGGUUUGUUCUGAAGUCACAGCGAGCUCUGGUUCUGGAGAGACUUCGGAACGCAAUGCCGGCCAACAUUGAGCUGGGCCUCAGGUUGUUGCAGCAGGAGUUUGUGGAUGGAAACAUGGAGCAGCUGAAGUUCCAGACCCGCAUGCUGAGCAGCAACGCUCCCAGAUGUUUGUCCAGCUGGAGAAUAGCGAUUGCUACGGAGCGGGAGCUGAAGGAGCGAGGCCAGAUGAGACUUCUGUAUCAGCAAGCUCUGCAGAACCUGCCGCUGUGUGCCGCCCUGUGGAAAGAUUGGCUGCUGUUUGAGGCAGCAGAGGGCGGAGCCUCAGAGCGCUUGAGGCGACUGGUUGAUCGCUGUCAGCAGGUGGGGGUCAGCGUGAGUGUCGGGGGGGCCGAUCUGUGAUCAGACUGAUAGUAGAACUAAUCUGACUGAUUGACGAGGUAAGGCCACGCCCCCACCCCGCUUCCCCCGCCCCCUCCCACCGUGUCUGUAAGUAUCAGCUGCUGAGUGCCGCCUUUGCUCUUCAUCACCUUCUCUUUAGUUGCUUUCACCUUUCAGUUGGACUCAUUUCCCUCCCUUUUUAUUUCACCCACCUGAGACGAAGGGGGCGGAGCAACAAGCUCCACCCCUCAACCCUCCCUCCUCCCACCACACACUUUUUUUUAAAUGUUUGUCAGAAGAAAUCAGGACUUUUUUUUUUAAUCGAUCAGUAUUUGAUUGAGAAUCCGUGCGGAGCGCGGCCUGUUCAGUGUUUUCUGAUUGGCUGAGCGAGUGUGAGACGGACUGCCACGGAGACGGAGGACGCCGCCACGCUCAGCCGGACUGCUCAAGUGCAAUCUGUUGACACGACGACUAAAGAGACGCUCGUCACACUGCUGCUGUUUUUCUACGUGACAGAUGUUAAUAAAUUAUUUUAUAUGAAUAUGUAAA